UGCUCUCUCUGUGUUUAGGUAAAUCCUGGAUCUCUGAUCUCCUUCUGGAUCUCAGUCUGAGAGUGUUGAACCAGCGACAGCCUCUUAAAUGCUGGUUUUCAUUUUCUGCAUGCUCCACUUGACUCGGAGCAGGCGGCGUGAGAGCAUCCUUCCUUCUCUCCGGGAGCUGGCCAGCUUCUCACUGCUGCAGGCUCUGCUGCAGCGCGGCGCAGCGCAGCGCAGCGCACCGGAGCAGGAGGGUGAAGGACGAGAUUACACAAACCGGAUUACACUCUGCAGCAUCGGGAGGCUUGAACAUGUCUCUGGGGAGUAAAAGACUCAGCGGGAUUGCUGCGUUUAUCGCCUCAGUGCUGCUCGGUUCUUGUGGGACAGAUGGAGAAGAAGUAUGUGACCAUCCACUGGUGUCCAAUCUGGCUCCAUCAUUGUUCAGAAGCUCCUCUCAGCUGUCCAGCAGUCAUGGGCCGGUCUUUGCAAAAGUCAACAGAAGAGAAGGAGCUGGCGGUUGGUCUCCUCUGCUGUCAGACAGAUACCAGUGGCUGGAAGUGGAUCUGCAGAGACGAACCCAGGUCACUGCAGUCGCAACACAGGGACGCUAUGGCAGCUCUGAUUGGCUGACGACAUACCUGCUGAUGUUCAGCGACACAGGGCACAACUGGAGACAGUACCGACAGGAGGACAGCUUAGGGGCUUUUCCGGGAAACAGCAACGCUGACACUGUGGUCCAACACAAGCUGGAACAGCCGGUGAUUGCUCGUUAUCUUCGCUUGAUCCCGCUGGACUGGAACCCCAGUGGGAGGAUUGGACUCAGAUUGGAAAUAUACGGCUGCAGAUACACUUCUGAUGUUGCGAGCUUUGAUGGCAGCAGCAGCUUUGUCUACAGACCGAGCGUGAGGGCAAGCUGGGCAUCGAUAGAGAUUAUUUCUCUGAAGUUUAAAACCAUGAAGAACUCAGGUGCGCUGCUGCACGCAAAGGGACAAGGAGACCACAGCCUAAAUAUGGUGCUGGAUAAAGGGAAGCUGCUGCUCUACCACCAACAAGAUGUGAGUUCAGCCUCUACUGGUAAACUUCUCAUUUCUCUGGGAAGUCUGCUGGAUGACCAACACUGGCACAGUGUUAAGCUGGAGCGGCUCAACACUCACCUCAAUCUGACUGUGGACAGAAACACACAGCAGGUCCACGUAUCAGCAGAGCUCAGCCACUGGCACAUUCAUACGCUGAGUGUGGGAGCUGUUCAGAGCCACGGGCUGCAGAAACCCAUCCUGUCCAACAGGAAUUUUGACGGGUGCCUGGAGAACCUGCUGUAUAACGAAAUCAAUCUGAUCAACCUGGUUAAGCAGAACAGCUCACAGGUCACUGCCGCGGGCAGGAUGACCUUUUCUUGCAGCGAGCCCGUUUCAGUCGCCGUGACGUUCACAGACUCUCACGGCUUCCUGCAGCUGCCUGGACUGGCGUCAUGGUCAUCGGGGCUCGUUUCUGUAACGCUACAGUUCAGGACAUGGAACAAGGCAGGGCUGCUCCUGACCUUUGCCCUCCAACAGCAAGAGGGCUCUCUCUUUCUGUACCUGAGUGAAACCAGACUUCGACUUCUGAUCAGUACAGCUGACAAGGUUCUCCUGGAGCUCAGCGCAGGCUCACGUCUAAAUGAUGGACAGUGGCAUUCUGUGGAGUUGACCUCCGAAGAGAAUCGUCUGAGCAUCACGGUGGACAGAGACGAAGGAGCCACGGCUCACACCAGCGUCCCACUCUCUCUAACCUCAGACAGUCAGCUCUUCUUUGGCGGUUGUCCUGAUCAGAAGUGCAGGAAUCCGUUCCGAGGGUUCCAGGGAUGUUUGCGCCUCGUGUCUCUGAACGACCAACCUGUCGACCUGAUUAAAGUGCAGAGGAGACUGCUGGGAAACUACAGUAACCUGCAGAUUGAUAUGUGUGGCAUCAUUGACAGGUGUUCCCCCAGCCACUGUGAACAUGGAGGUAGAUGCACUCAGUCUUGGAGCACGUUCCACUGUAACUGCUCCAACAGUGGCUACAGAGGAGCGACCUGCCACAGCUCUAAAUACGAACAGAACUGUGAGAUGUACAAACACAAAGGCAACGCCUCAGGACACUAUUACGUAGAUGUGGACGGGAGCGGACCAAUCAAACCUCAGCUCGUUUACUGUAACAUGACAGAGGACAAGACGUGGGUUGUGAUCCAACACAAUAACACGGAACUGACGAGUGUUCAGGCCUCUGCUGACAGAAACCAACUCUCUGCCCACUUUGACUAUUCUUCUGAGGAGGAGCAGCUAGCAGCUGUCAUUGUUCAGUCAGAUUAUUGUGAGCAGGAGCUGUCCUUCCACUGCAGGAGGUCCCGCCUCUUCAACACUCUGGAUGGUGCUCCGUUUAGCUGGUGGGUGGGCGGUCCAGGCUCGGGUCAGAUCCAGAACCACUGGGGAGGAGCUCUGCCCGGCAGCCGCCAGUGUGCAUGUGGUCUGCAGGACAACUGUCUGGACUCCAGUUUCUACUGCAACUGUGAUGCUGACUAUGACCAAUGGGCUGAUGACUCGGGCCUGCUUACCCAUAAGGACAACCUACCGGUCAGGUCUCUGGUGCUGGGUGACCUCCAGCGACCGAGAUCAAAAGCUGCCUACAAGGUGGGACCUCUGCGUUGUCAUGGAGACAAGAACUUCUGGAACGCUGCGUUUUUUGACAAGGAAACGUCCUAUCUUCACUUCCCAACGCUUCAAGGGGAGCUGAAUGCAGACAUCUCCUUUCUGUUCAAAACAACUUUCUCCUCUGGGGUCUUCCUUGAGAAUCUCGGCAUCAAGGAUUUCAUAAGAAUAGAACUCAGCUCUUCCACAGAAGUCGUCUUCUCAUUUGAUGUGGGGAACGGGCCUCUGGAGGUAAAAGUUGAAACCAGCUUCCCACUAAAUGACAACCAGUGGCACAGCGUGCGAGCCGAGCGAAACGUGAAGGAGGCUUUGCUACGAGUGGAUGAUCUUCCUGCCGUCGCACACGAAGCUCCUGCUGAUGGACUAAUUCAUCUUCAGCUGAACAGCCAGUUAUUUAUAGGAGGCACUGCAUCACGACAGAAAGGCUUUCUGGGCUGCAUCCGCUCUUUGCAGCUGAACGGAGUCACUCUGGACCUGGAGGAGAGGGCGGAGAUGACACCUGGAGUCCGACCCGGUUGCCCGGGUCACUGCAGUAGCUACGGCAGGUUCUGCCAGAACCAGGGACGCUGUGUGGAAAAAGCCAACGGCUUCUCCUGUGACUGCAGUCAGUCUGCCUACAGCGGAGCCUUUUGCCAUCACGAAGUUUCAGCCAGCUUUACAUCAACCACAUCCAUUACCUUUAUCAUCAAGGAGCCGUAUGAGCUGAGCAGAAACGGCAGCACCAUGCCCUCAUCCAUCUAUUCAGAUAUCACACUGAGAGGUGAAAACAUCUCCCUGAGCUUCAGGACCACUCAGAGUCCUGCCAUGUUGCUCUACAUCGGCUCCUUCUACAGAGAACACUUGAUCCUGCUCAUCAACAAACACGGUGAGCUGGAGGUUCGGUACAAGCUGCACAGCAGCAAGGAUGUGGAGGUGUUGAGCAGCAGAGUCAUGAACUUAGCCGACGGGCGUCUGCACACAGUGACUAUCAGGCGACAGGCAGACGCUGUGUCUGUUCAGGUUGACCAGAAUUCCAGAGAAGACUUCAACUUGACAUCCGAUGUGGAAUUCAACGGCAUCAAAUCGGUCACGCUGGGCAGCAUACGGGAGUCUGAAGAUCUGGACUCAGAGCUGCCCGGGUUGGCCUCUCUUGGGUUCACUGGCUGCCUGUCAGGCGUUCGAUUUAACUCCAUCUGUCCUCUGAAAUCAGCUCUGCUCCAUCCUGACAGCCGUGUGAUUGUCACCGGCUCACUGGUACAAUCAAGCUGUGCUUCUUCCUCUCAAGCUGAUCCCUACGCAGCAGAAACCACACACUCCUUAUCGGACCAGCCUCGCUCUGCGGAUGCAGGUCAGCCUUUGGUCAACGCCAUCAGGAGCGACUCAGCUCUAAUUGGAGGUGUGAUAGCAGUGGUGAUUUUCAUCACAAUCUGUGCAUUCGCAAUCAUGGCCAGAUUCAUCUGCGUAAGGAAAGAGACGUUUCGGAACCAGGAAGUGAAGUCAUCGCAACCUGAGGACGACCACGAGUUCCCGUUCAGCAGCCAGGCAGACUCUCUGAGUGUUCCCAGUGAAAACCAAAAGGAGUUUUUCAUUUAAUGUCGACUCUAAAUGACCUGAAAGGACAGAGCGGGAGGAAUUACCAAUCAGUGCUUUACCUAUUCCCUUUUCUUUUUGUAAAUAAAAGAGUUUGCUCAAAGGACGCGCUGAUGUGUUUGACUCCUACUAAACUUCAGUGCUGUCACUUUGAGGAUUUAAAUAUUCAGAAAUGUACAGUUUGUGGUUUUUGUGUGCUUCAGAUUUAUUUCUCUUCCAUUCUGAACUGUUACAGCUUAGUAGAGAAUCAGUGGUGAAUAGAAGUUUUAUUUACAGCCUUUCAGCUUAAUUUACAUGAACUUUUCUAUGAAGGCGACAAACCUUUAAAACCUGAGAAAUCUGAGAUUGUAGAGCCAUAAAAAAAGAUGGAUUCAACUUGACUACUGAUUAUGCAAGAUUUACCUGGAACAUCCCAGCUAAAGCACACACCCACAAUCACAAUGAACCCGUCUGUUAUACGUGAAGGCGAAUUUAAAAUCUGCUGUAAAUAUGAAUACCAAUUAAAGUUGUUCUAAAACUUUA
Molecule: messenger RNA, 4739 nt
Organism: Nothobranchius furzeri (turquoise killifish)
Lineage: Eukaryota; Metazoa; Chordata; Actinopteri; Cyprinodontiformes; Nothobranchiidae
Product: contactin-associated protein-like 4
Source: RefSeq, a predicted model, not a curated record